CCAACCACCCAACAACAAUUGACUUUUCUUCUUUUAUUUUUUUCCCCAAUUAAAAAAAAAAAGUUCGUACAACCCAAAGAGAAUCUUUUUAUGAAAAUUUAGUUGAUUUUGAUGAAUGUAGAUAUAUGUUCAUGUAUGGAAUAUAUCCUGUAACUCUGAAUGCAAUUUGAUAUACAAGUAUAUUUGUGAUACACAAAUUCUGGUGGAAUUCAAUUGAGAAUAAUAGGUGCCAAAGAAAUGGAUUCAUUAGGGUUGUAGUGCUGUGCAUUUAGCCUUUGUGAUCUCGGUCCUUCAUUUCAGAGGCUGAAAAAUGUCUGUUCAACAGGACAAUACACAGGACAAUACAGAGGGCAAUACAGAGGGCAAUAAUGUCUCUGGUGCCCGCCUCUAUGACCUUCUACAAAUGGACACUUCUCCAAGUGAUAGUGAUCAGAUGGAACCGCAAGUGCAAGACUAUUCUUUGAGUCCUCGAUGUAGACUAGAGGCUCUAAUGACAGAGUCUGGCAAUAGUUUUUGUGCAGACUGUGGAUCUCCCGAUCCAAAAUGGGUGUCUAUAAGUCUUGGAGUGUUUAUAUGUAUCAAGUGCUCGGGUGUACAUAGAAGCCUUGGAGUGCAUAUAUCGAAGGUGUUUUCAGUGAAACUAGAUGAGUGGACGCAUGAGCAAGUUGAUAUGUUAACUGAGAUGGGCGGAAAUAAUGUUGCAAACUUGAAGUAUGAAGCUGCCUUUCCAGAAAAUUAUAAAAAGCUAAAGCCAGAUUCGUCCAACGAAGAGCGCAAUGACUUUAUCAGGAGAAAAUACGAGCUGCAACAGUUUGUGAAUUCCGAUUUACAGUUGAUGUGCCCGAUUACAACAACUUCUUCUAGUUCGACCUCAGAGAAGAAACAUUCGACUGGCCAUCGAAUCCAUGGUCUGGGAUUUGCGUUUCGCAACAGCUGGAGAAAGAAAGAGUCCGAAACCCAGAAGGCGACUAGGAAACUUAACUCAAUGGCAGGUAUGGUUGAAUUCAUCGGACUGAUCAAAGUGAAUGUGGUAAGGGGCACCAACCUAGCUAUCCGUGAUAUGGUAUCCAGCGAUCCGUAUGUUAUUCUAACCUUGGGAAGCCAGUCAGUGAAGACGCGCGUCAUAAAAAACAAUUUGAACCCGGUCUGGAACGAGCAACUAAUGUUGUCAAUUCCAGAGAACGUUCCUCCUUUAAAAGUGCAUGUGUUUGAUAAGGAUACAUUUACGACAGAUGAUUUUAUGGGGGAGGCGGAGAUUGACAUCCAACCUCUCGUCGUGGCUGCGAGAGCAUCUGAGAAUUUCACCAAGAACGAUCCGCUGCAGCAGCUCGGGACGACAUGGAAAGUGGACACAGAAAACGCCAAUCCCCCGCUUGUAGCAGAUGGCGCUAUAUACCUCAUAGAAGGUACGGUGAAGCAGGAAAUAGCCUUAAAGCUGCAGAAUGUUGAGAGGGGAGUGUUGGAGGUUGAGCUUGAAUGUGUUUCUCUCACACAAUAGUGUUCACAAAAUUAAACUGAAAACAAAAAGAUCCAUUUGCAUUUGCACUACAGAUAUCAUAGCUUAUCUUGGUUCAGAAACAGUUAGGGAAAAAUUUUGCAGCCUUUGCUGAGUUGAGUUGUUGCUUCUAAGCUGCAGUUUUGAUCUCAGAGAUACUGAGGGGAGGGAUACCUUUGACCUAGAAACAGUGUGCAAUGAUGUUUGGUCCUUUAGUUGUAUGUAAAUACUUACAUUGGUCUCUUGACUAUUAUGCAAAUAUUAUUCUUAUUUUAUGUAUAAAAGAAUAGUAAACUCGAUCUUUGAUA
Ipomoea triloba (trilobed morning glory) is the source of this 1803-nucleotide messenger RNA. RefSeq names its product probable ADP-ribosylation factor GTPase-activating protein AGD11. Gene Ontology annotation, molecular function: GTPase activator activity; phospholipid binding. The record is from RefSeq and is a predicted model, not a curated record. The transcript is spliced from 10 exons. NCBI's taxonomy places the organism in Eukaryota, Viridiplantae, Streptophyta, Magnoliopsida, Solanales, Convolvulaceae. The coding region runs from base 311 to 1498 and encodes 395 amino acids.